Messenger RNA from Mizuhopecten yessoensis (Yesso scallop), 6271 nucleotides. RefSeq lists its product as uncharacterized. Lineage: Eukaryota; Metazoa; Mollusca; Bivalvia; Pectinida; Pectinidae. Gene Ontology annotation, biological process: amino acid transmembrane transport. Gene Ontology annotation, cellular component: vacuolar membrane. The coding region runs from base 395 to 2227 and encodes 610 amino acids. Gene Ontology annotation, molecular function: amino acid transmembrane transporter activity. The record is from RefSeq and is a predicted model, not a curated record. The transcript is spliced from 8 exons.
CUAUAAGCUUCUUAACAAUUGGCCUUGUUUGGGUGGUGACCUUUACAUGCCUCACACAUCAUAUUAUACAGGAAGUAGGGUCUUAUCUGAACAGUCACCACACCAGUACUGACAUUCUGUCCAGUCCAUAGCCAACGCCAUUUGAUUCCCAAUGUUAACAGAUAGCUAUGGACUUUGUUUUUACUGAGUAUAUAUACAUAUAUAUGAUUAAAUGUCAGCUGACAGCCUGAAGUUGUUACAUAUAUGACUAAACUUAUAUCCGACCAGGCAAGUAAUUAGGUCAGACAUGAUGGGAUGCUACUGCUGAUGUUAAUGUUUCCAAAUUCAAUCAGCUUGUGAUAAAGAGUUUUUAAUACUAUAAUAGGGAAGUACAGUUUCAAUUGGACAGAAAAACAUGACUGGUCCAAGAUGGAUAAUGCACCUAGGAGACUUUGCGAAUAUGCUGAAGGCGUUCAUUGGUUCUAACUACCUAGGUGUGGCCUUUGCAUUUAAACAGAGUGGGUUGGUGCUGGGAGUAAUCUCUCUCCUAAUCAUAGCCGGUCUCACUGAUCACUGUUGUCAUCUGAUAGUCAAGACCAAGUACCAUGCUAUGAGAGUAAUUUUAGGUCAGUUUAAAGUAAAGAGACAACUUUCACAAAGCUCUGACCGGUACCAGGCCGGCAACCGCCUCGACUGCAGUGGAUACAGCUUCAACGGAGAGACCACUGACAGUGACGGUGACCAUCCACACACAAAUGGCGUUGACAGGGACCUCCCAAAUGUGGACAUCGAAGUGAAUGAUUUGGCCAAGUUGGAGCACCACAUGAUGAAACACAUGUCAUACGGUGACGUCGGUAGACUGAGCUUCGGAAAGAGUGGCCUCUUUGUCGUCAACCUCUUCAUUGGCACCACCCAGUUCUGUUUCUGUGUUGCCUACUUCAUAUUCAUUGGGAACACAAUCCAUAAGUUGUUUCCACUAUUCGUGGAUUGUCACAAUGUUACAGUGAACAGUACCUUUACCUACCCUGUAUCCAUACCCACUACAACCUUGGCCUCAAUGCCACACCUACACAACGGCGGAGUCCGUGCCGCAGGGUUUACUGGUCUGAAUAUGACAACAAUGGAGUUAAUCACAACAAAGAAAUUCACCAUUCCAGAGAGUAAUUUAUCCACAUCAAGUCUAACUACAAGUACAUUACCAUCCAACAUCACAUUGGCACCAACAGUGUCACCACAGAAUAUGUCCACAACACCAGCAGAAAACACCACAAAACCAUGGAAGCGACUAUGUCAGGAUAAAAGCACCGCUCCUGACCUGAAGCUUUUGGUGCUGACUCCCCUACCGCUCUUCCUCAUCUUUGCUCUGAUUCGUAGCAUACGUAACUUAAGCUGGAUCAGUGUCGUUGCCAAUGUAUCUAUACUGGGGGGAUGUAUAGCGGUCUUCCUCUACAUGAUUGUCAAUUUCAGUGUAGGCGACUUUAUGUAUGCAAAUUUUGCGGGAUUGCCUGUGUUUUUCGGAAUGGUCACAGCAGCAUUUGAAGGCAUAGGACUUGUGAUACCAGUGGAGUCGAGUAUGGAGGGAAACAGACACAACUUCAACAGUUUCCUCCAUGGGGCAGUGGGGGUACUAACUCUCAUCCUCGGCACGUUCGGUGUUAUGGGGUACAUCAUGUUUGGUAAUGAUGUGCAGCAAAUGCUUAACCUCAACAUUCCCUCUACAGAAUGGGUAUCCUUCGCUGUCAAUGUCGGUGUGUGUGUGGGAGUACUACUCACAUUCCCUCUACAGAUCUACCCAGUCAUUGAACUGAUAGAAAUCAUCCUCUUCAGUGAAGGAAGUAUAUGUGGACCUAGACGUAGAAUGGACCGACUGUUACAAGAGGAAGAUACAGAAGAAUCAUUAUUGCCACAUGCUGCAGAUAAAUUGCCCAUCACAGUAGCGGUACACAUCCCUGAUGUUGUGCCUGCAUGGAAGAGGAACAUUGUACGGAUUUUAGUUGUAGGAGCAGCUGUCUGUCUUGCAGUCGUUUUCAGGGCCAGCUUUGCUUACAUUGGGGGAUUUACAGGAGCUGUUGGAAGUUCUGCACUAGCAUUUGUUCUACCGUGUAUAUUCCAUCUAAAGUUGUGCUCUAAAGAUUUAUCAUACGGGGUGAUUUUAAAAGAUAUACUCAUCAUAGUGUUUGGUUGUGGAGCUAGUUGUGUCAGCCUUAUUUAUGUUGUCAAAGCACUUGUCAGCAAAACCUCUGUAUGACGUUUCCAUGCUAGAAUUUAUCAUUAUACAAAGUGUUAAUCACGUUCACCAUGCAUCAUGCUAGAAUUUAUAAUUCUACAAAAUCUAUAUCAUGUUCACAAUAAAUCAUGCAAGAAUUUUUAAUUCUACAAAAUCUAUAUCCUGUUCAUCAUGCAUCAUGCUAGAAUUUAUAAUUCUACAAAAUCUAUAUCAUGUUCACAACACAUCAAGCUAGAAUUUAUAAUCCUACAAAAUCUAUAUCAUGUUCACAAUAAAUCAUGCUAGAAUUUAUAAUCCUACAAAAUCUAUAUCAUGUUCACAACACAUCAAGCUAGAAUUUAUAAUCCUACAAAAUCUAUAUCAUGUUUACAACACAUCAAGCUAGAAUUUUGUAAUUCUACAAAAUCUAUAUCAUGUUCACAACACAUCAAGCCAGAAUUUAUAAUUCUACAAAAUCUAUAUCAUGUUCACUAUAAUACAUCAUGCUAGAAUUUACAAUUCCUCAUGAUUAUAAAAAAAAUUAUAUCAUGUUCACAAUACAGCAUACACAGCUAAUGUCUCUCAAAUACGUUUAUUAUCUCUGGAAAAACAUGUUUGUAAAAUGAAGAACUGACCAAUUAUGAAUUUCUGUCUCUGCAUUUGUGCAAUUGUUUUAAUCUCAUACAUUCGAUAUAUUUACGAUACAUAAAUACAAUAAACAUGUAAUAUAAGAACUGGAGGCAGCUUCUCAAUACUUUCUGCUUCCUUUGAAGAUCUGAAGGGAAAGAAACAAAAAUUCAGUGAAUCCAUGUCCCUAUACUAUAAGAUAGUGAUUUUUUUAAGAAUAAAAAAGAAAAUAAGAUUAUGUGAUUGUACAAAAGGUUUCCACCGUUUAUAAGUGUACUAGGAGAUGCAAUCGUUCACAAGUGUACAAGGGAUUCAAAGGGUAUUUAAGUAAAAAGGCAUUUAACAAUGGAUAUGUGUACAAGGGAUUUCAAUGGUUUAGUUAAUAAGUUCUUGCUUUUAGUGGUUAUAGAAACAUUGAUGAAUUUCAUGUUAACUGAUUGUUUAUAUCCAAUUUUAAUUUCACUUUGGAAUUAAGUGAAAAGUCCUUUUUUUAUUUUCUGGUAGAGGUUAAAGACAAUGUUCUUACAUGUACUACAGGCCUGUAUAUCAAAUCGAUAGACUCUCAUAUUUUUUUCAUUUUAAACUCUUAAGAAUGUAAGCAUGAAGGAAAGAUAACAUGAAUUAUUUUUUGAUAUGAAAAGACACUAUUUUUUUUGUGAAAAAGAAAACGAAGGACAAGGGACCGUAUACAUCCCGCUAUAAUAUAUAUAUAGCCCGAAACAUUUUUGCCUUUUGUUUCAUACAUACUGUCAAAACAAUUUUGCCUUUUGUUCAUACAUACUGUCAAAACUAUUUGUUUUUGGUUCAUACAUACUGUCAAAACAAUUUGUUUUUGGAUUAAUGUAUUGUUUAUUGUGACAUUAUCAUAUUUCCAAAGAUAUUUUGGUCACCUAUUUUUGACAUAAUCAUUGUGUGGUUUUGGAUGUAACUAUAUAAACUAUUGAAAUGACAACAGUAAACCAUCUUUCCCUGAAGUGCUUUAAUAUAUAAGCAGAAUUUGUUGGGAACCUGCCUUCAUUUAUAGACGUAAUACAUGUUUACAAUACAUACCAUGUAUACAUGUUUACAUAUUCAAUCUGAUUAGUUACCAUGGUAUAAAUAUGUCUGUCCUCAAAUCUUUGAAAUCUGUGAAACAACAUCUGGAGAUUUCUAUCUCUUGCUAUAAACAUGUUUAUAUGAUUUUUUUGCAUUUCAAUGUUCACCUGUUGGUACAAAGAUCUCAUGAUACAUGUUGGUGUGCUUUAUUAUUGCUGUCAUAAUUUAUGAGUUGAAGUGUGUCUACUUUGUUAACAUUGAUAUAUCCACAUAUUUAGAUCAUCAAAUAUAAUUUCUGUCUGAAAUGUGACAUUAUGGUGCCAGCAUAAUCAAUACACUGCAUAUAAUGUUUACCAUGUAAAUUUUGUCCCAUAUUAUACCCUCCAGUUGUAUAAUAAUGGGAUAUACCAGUCACUUAAUAAUGUAAAGGCAAACACAGAUAUUAUCUAUAAUGUGAUUGGGCUAUUACACUGAUUUAUGGUAAUAUGUUGUUGCUAUUUUUGUAGAGUUUAUAUCAGUGAUCUGUUGUCAGUUGUGUGAUUUAUGUGUAUCACAUGGAGUCAUGCAGCCCUUUUGCAAUAUGAGGACACAUAGAAUCAGCUCACUGGUUCUUAAAGACACAUGCAAUUGGCCCGCCAUUACUGAAAGGAUUAAAAGCUAAUAUAUGUACAUCGGUUAUAAAUGCAACGAAAAUAUAUAUCUAGAUAUAUUUUUAUUUUCCUCCACAAUUUCUCAAGUUUUACAUUCCAUUUGCUUACAAAUCAAAGCUGUACAAUUAUUUGUAUGUACAUUGAACUAGCAUUUUAUAACCAUACUGUGACACAAGGUGUGUUUUUUGUAUUUCUGUUAUAAUAAUUAGGAUUACAUAUUGUUUCUGGUUAAUAUGUGUAAAAAGUUUAAAGUUGUGAAUUGUGUUUUAGAUUGUUUCACUGUUAUUUUCUAAUUCAUGAAAAUUGCAUUUCAAACUGAUGAAAAAAGACAAACUUAUAAUUUAGAUUAUAAAUUUACAAUCCAAUUUCUCCAUGUGAAACUGGCAUUUUAGCAGUUUGCAUUGCACUGGUUGUAAGCAUAAUGAUGUUACCAACACCAACUGUUGUACUGUAAUUUUGGUAUGAUCAGAAGUUUUGUUAUACCAGGGCUGCAACAAUACGCACACCUCACGGCCGGGUACGAUGGGUAUCAUGGUAUAAUGCUUACGAUCACGAUACACAUAUCUGCUCACAGGUCAAUUUCAUAAUUAUUGAGUGCAGGAUUUUACAGAUUUGUCAGGUUAUUUAUAUAUGUAUAGUAAAUUGCUGUCAAAAGAUACUAUCAUAAUAGUACUUUUGCACAGAGGGCCAUAAAAAAAAAGAUUAUUUUAGUACUGUUAGUGUAUCGCAAUGCAGGCAAAGAAAAUUAUUCGAAAUGAUACAUAAGAAAGUAUCACAAUAUGAUACAGUACCAUAUAUUGUUGCAGCCCUUUAGUUCAUACUUAUUGAUAUACAUGUACAAAACAAAACAGUGAUGUGUAUCCAAGAUGGCGGACAUUUGUGAACAGGGGGGUUGCUCGCAAUUAAGCCCCCUCCCAACUUUUGGCCCAUCUUUUUUCUCAGGAGGGGUGGGGGGGGGGGGGGGCGGCUUAUUUGCGGUAAAAUACGGUAUCUAGGCUGUUAAGACAGGUGACACGUUGUGCUUGGUACAACUAUGACAUUUUCACCCUGUGGGUUGUACUGUCUCUACUUCAAUAGGUUACGACUAUAAUUAUAGUGUGUACAGAUUUAUCAGAUACAUUUAAGGAAUGAAUUCUGUGGUUAUUACAAAAGAGUGCACUUAGGGUUAUUUUGGUGUUUACCUCCAUAACCUACAACUUAUUUGUUCUUUUUUAUUUAAUUCCUCACCAAAAAAUUUAAACUUAAUUAUAUUAUCAAACCGUUUUGUCAAAAAGAAUUAUUUCAAUAACAGAGAAAUAUCAUAGAAAGUAAAUAUUUAAACCAACUGCUUGCAUUACCGUAUAACAUGAAAUAUUCCUUGUGUGUAAAUAUUCAUGGUUUUCAUGUUUGCUAUGGAGCCACAAAAAUAAAUGCAACAAAUUUGAUUAAUAUCCAUAAAUACUGUUUUUCUUAUACAAAGUAUCAACGAAACUAAUAACCAAGAAUAUUUCAUGUUAUACAUGUACAGUAUCUCAAGAACCAGAAUUGUAAUGUCAGCCCAGGUAACCUCAAACAUCAGAAAUAGCCAAGCCCUGAUUGUUUUUAUAUAAUUAAUAAUAAUAAUUAUUAUUAUUGUUGUCACCUCCGGAGUGAUGCCGUGUGAAGUUCCUGCUCGUUAAUGUGAUUCUUCAUAAUUCUGUCACCCCUGAAUAUAAUUCCUUUUGUCAUCCCCAAGCGUAUGAAAGAUACCUGUAUCUCCAACCUGUGUAUGAAAGAUACCUGUAUCUCCCACCUG